Messenger RNA from Peromyscus eremicus (cactus mouse), 5461 nucleotides. RefSeq names its product family with sequence similarity 171 member B (gene Fam171b). Bases 10 to 2481 code for a protein of 823 amino acids. NCBI's taxonomy places the organism in Eukaryota, Metazoa, Chordata, Mammalia, Rodentia, Cricetidae. The transcript is spliced from 8 exons. The record is from RefSeq and is a predicted model, not a curated record.
CUCUCGGCCAUGGCUAGGCUCUGCCGGCGCAUCCCCUGCGCCCUGCUCCUCGGCCUGGCCGCGGUGCUGCUGAAGGCGCGGCUGGUCCCCGCGGCCGCCAGAGCCGAACUCAGCCGCUCCGACCUCAGCCUCAUCCAGCAGCAACAGCAGCAGCAGCAACAGCAAAAGCAGCGGGAGGAGGCGGAGGAGGAGAGGCCAGAGGUGCCUGGGGCAUCCUCUACUUUGCCGGUUCCAGUGUCUGUAUUUAUGCUAAAAGUCCAGGUGAAUGACAUCAUCAGUCGCCAGUACUUGAGUCAAGCAGUUGUGGAGGUAUUUGUUAACUACACAAAGACAAAUUCUACGGUAACUAGAAACAAUGGAGCAGUAUUGAUAAAGGUGCCCUACCAAUUAGGACUCAGCUUAACCAUCCUUGCUUACAAAGAUGGCUACGUCUUGACACCUCUGCCUUGGAAAACUGGAAGGAUGCCAAUAUAUUCUUCAGUUACACUUUCACUGUUCCCUCAAAGCCAAGCAAAUAUAUGGCUCUUUGAAGACACUGUUUUGAUUACUGGAAAAUUAGCUGAUGCCAAAUCUCAACCAAGUGUUCAGUUUUCAAAAGCCUUCAUUAAACUUCCUGACAACCAUCAUAUUAGCAACGUGACUGGCUAUCUAACAGUUCUACAGCAGUUUUUAAAGGUGGACAAUUUUCUGUAUACGACCGGAAUCACUCUUAACAAACCAGGUUUGGAAAACAUUGAGUUGACUCCUCUUGCUGCAAUAUGUGUGAAAAUAUAUUCUGGAGGAAAAGAACUAAAGGUGGAUGGCUCUAUUCAUAUAUCUCUUCCUCUUCUACAUACAAAUCAUGUAAACAUGGGAGAUCGCAUACCUGCUUGGACAUUUGAUAUGAACACAGGUGCUUGGGUGCAUCAUGGCUGGGGAACAGUCAAGGAGCACAACAGUCAUUUGAUUUGGACCUACGAUGCACCACACUUGGGCUACUGGAUAGCAGCUCCAUUCCCAGGAGCUAGAGGUUCCGGUAUAAAUGAAGAUUCUAAAGACAUAACUGCGUACCACACGGUGUUCCUUACAGCCAUAUUAGGGGGAACAAUAGUUAUCAUCAUUGGAUUUUUUGCUGUACUACUUUGUUAUUGCAGGGGUAAAUGUGGAACACCACAGAAAAGAGAAAGAAAUAUCACUAAACUUGAGAUCCUCAAGAGAGACCAGACAACAUCAACAACACACAUAAAUCAUAUCAGUUCAGUCAAAGUUGCAUUAAAAGCUGAGGACAAGGCACAGUUAUUUAAUGCCCAAACCUCAUCCUACAGCCCCCAGAAAAAGGAAACCACCAAGAAGGAAGCAGAAGAAAGAAUUUCCAUGGUGAAAACUCGGGACAAUUUUAAAAUCUACAAUGAAGAUGUUUCCUUUCUGUCAGGCAAUCACAAUAACUACUCAAGAAAUCCAACACAGUCUUUGGAGCCAAGUAUAGGAAGCAAACAACUUAAGCAUAUUAAUAACAAUCUCUCUCCAUCACUAGGUGACGCUCAAGAGGACAAGAGGUAUCUCACAGGAAGUGAGGAGGUAUACGGGCGUUCCCACAUUCCCGAGCAGCUUAUGCAUAUCUACAGCCAGCCCAUUGCCAUCCUUCAGACAUCAGACCUUUUUUCCACACCAGAGCAGUUACAUGCUGCUAAGUCUGCCACUUUGCCACGAAAGGGACAGUUAGUCUAUGGCCAACUGAUGGAACCAGUGAACAGAGAAAACUUUACACAAACAUUGCCCAAAAUGCCAAUGCAUUCUCACAUCCAGGCCCCAGAUGCCAGAGAAGAAGACAUUGUACUCGAAGGUCAGCAGAGCUUGCCAUCCCAGACUUCCGAUUGGAGCCGAUAUUCCAAUAGCUUGUUGGAGUCUGUGUCUGUUCCCGGAACUCUAAAUGAAGCUGUUGUGAUGACUCCUUUUUCAUCAGAACUCCAAGGAAUUUCAGAGCAGACCCUCCUUGAGCUGUCCAAAGGCAAGCCCUCUCCCCAUCCCAGGGCAUGGUUUGUGUCUCUUGAUGGAAAGCCUGUGGCACAAGUGAGACACUCCUUUAUAGACCUGAAAAAAGGCAAGAGAACCCAGAGCAAUGAUACAAGUCUAGACUCUGGGGUGGAUAUGAAUGAGCAUCAUUCAAGCAGAAAGCUGGAGAGGGAGAAAACAUUCAUCAAAAGCAUGCAUCAGCCCAAGAUCCUUUACCUGGAAGAUUUAGACCUGAGCAGCAGUGAGAGUGGAACCACAGUCUGCUCCCCUGAGGACCCUGCAUUGAGGCACAUCUUAGAUGGGGGUAGCGGAGUUAUUAUAGAGCAUCCUGGGGAAGAGUCUCCGGGAAGGAAAAGCACCAUGGAAGAUUUUGAAGCCAACACAUCUCCCACUAAAAAAAGAGGCCGACCACCACCACUAGCCAAAAGAGAUAGCAAGACUAACAUCUGGAAGAAACGAGAGGAGCGUCCACUGAUUCCCAUAAACUAAUUGUGAGAGCCAUGUAUCUCUGUCAUUUCAUGGUGUGUAUUCUUGCUUCUUGUAAAUUGCAGUAUGAAUUUAGGAAGCUGAGACUGAGCAAUCUCAUGGGCCUUAGACACAUCUCAAGCAAAGUAGAUGGUAAAAUAAUAAUUCAAAAAUCAGAAAUGCUUUCUCUGGCCUGUUCUUUUCUUUUGCUUUUGAGUGAUGAAGAUAUCCAAGUUUUCAAAAUGUAAAAUAUGUUAUCUGAAAUCGUUGCUCAGUUUGCCAAUUGGUACUGACUCUUAAGACUACAGUAGUGAAAAGUGUGCUAAAGCUGCUUUUUAAAAUCUUACCUCUGCCUUGGUCUCGUGGGACAUGAAGGCAGGUGUCUUCUUCGGGCCUCAUCCUCCUGCAGUGUGACUAUGAUGUCUCUUCCUGCCUAUGCUUAAAAACAACUUGAUAAAUGUUUGGACGGAUGUUAAAGACCAAACGACACUUUCCUUCUUAAGAUUCAUGGUUUGUGGAUUGUCAGCACCAAAGUAAAUCCUGUGCUCCUAUAACACAGGCAGGAAGUCCCCAGUUCAUCAGAGGAGACCCAACUCUGGUUAUUUGGGGAUGUAGGUUUACGGAGAAAAUAAGGCAUUGACUUAGGUAGAAAUUUGAGAAGUGAAAACUCUGCUGUUGUCUUUUUAUUUCCAAAUGAAGUGACCUUAGUUGCCAGGUGAGAGGAGGCUAUGGUUUGCUUUGAGGUUCACUUAUCCGCAUAGGCUAAAAUCUGUUUUUAAUACUCUUGUCAGAACCCCAAUUCAAAUUCAGUCAUUUAGUGACUAUUACACUUGAUUAAAGCAUAAAAAAAAUUUCUUGUGAAUGCCAAAAAAUGAAGACUGUGGAGAUAAAGGAAGUGAAUAUUCCAUGUAAUUGGGCAGGAAAGGAAAGGCCAUUUUCCUGAUAUUCGAACAAUCGCCAGGGUAUGAGUUAGGUUUCUUCAUGUUGACACUGUUAGGAGAUGUUUGAGGAAAACAUUCUGGGUUUCAAGGGGGAGCUUGCCUUGUCGCUUGUAUCCAUGCAGCCUCACUGGUCAGUUCCAGGCAUUUAUCAGUGUCCUUUCCUCAGCGUGAACUCACGAGCUGCUUUCAGUUAUGUGUCCUCAACUCUUCUACAAAUAAAAGCUCUUUGAUCCAAUCAACCCAUCCUGUUCUACCUAAAAAUUCUUUCGAGGACACAUUUGUCCAGCAGCUCUCCCUUUCCUUUUGGUGUGAAGAAAUGGUUCUUCUUACCCCCUACCAUUCAAUGUAUGACAGCAGAGGAGAUUCAAGCCACCUGAACAAUUUAAGGAAACUAAAAUAGACACCCCAACUUUGUAAAAUUGUAGUUAUUCAAUGGAAGUCAGCAGUCCCCCCUCCAUCAAGACAAUAGACUUCAGCCAGUUUUUCCUGCAAUCCCUUCUGAAAUAUCUUACCUGUUGGAACUCUCCCGGCUUUAUGAAUUUAACCCAAAGAAUGCAAAGACCUUUGCCUAUGUUUCUUGUAUAUUACUACUCUCCAUAUGUGUUUGGGUGACACAUAGGCUUGCUUUUGGGGGUAGAGUAACAAGGCUCACAUUUAGACAAGGGGGCUUUUAUUGGUCUCACACAGAAAUAGAUCAUAAACAGCAUGGAAUGACUUGGAGAAAUUUAAGGAGUUAGUGCUCUGUGGAAGUGCCUUUGACUCGGACUUGUGUUAGGAGGAUUGAUAACAUCUUUCUUCUGUGUACAUCUUGUUAGCCAAAUUAAACAGAUGUGCAGGUAUUAAAAACUAUAGAGCCCUAGUGUUUCACGUUGGAACAGUGAAUUUUGCAUGUAACAUUUUCUUUUGCGUGCUGUUUCUUGAAUUCACAACAUAUUGAUAAAUUGUUUAUAUUGGAAUGAGGUUAGGAACUACAUAGUAAAGUGCUGCAUCUCCUUAACACUGUAAGUGUAUAGCCUCACCUUUAAAAAGGUUUUGUGUCUCAACUGGGCAAUGAAAUACACAUAUAAACAUAUGAGUAUAUCGCCCAAGUACGCCAGUGACUUCACUCAUUCUUGUCUAAGGGAAAUGAGAUGAUGCAUCCUAAGGGCUUUUGUAGAACUUUAAUUUCACAAAAUCACUUCAAAAAAUACUGCAUGUGCUGUUUUUGAUUGGGAAUUUUAGGCAGCUUAUCUUUUCUAAUCAGAAGAUUGUGACUUCUCAUUUGUGAGCAGUUCACAAUUCCCUGUUAAAAAGCUGAAGCCAUCUACUUUUUCUUAACCCACAUGACAAACCAACACUAUUCACUACUUUCUUAAAUUUUUAAAUUGAAAGCCAAUGCAGACUUUUGCAUAUGUAAACUAGCAAAUUUUGGUUACAAAUUGCUGACAUUUGUGGAUCCUUUGUACAUAGUUUGGAUAUAUCUUGAAGGCAAAGCUAUCAAUUAACCAAUAGAUUAGUUUACUAAAGCACAGCUGUAUGCAGUUUUGAAUACAGAUGACCUUGAAACUUUAUAAAAUCCAUUUUUAUGACUUUCUGCAGUUGAAGAGGGAUCAUGCCCUUUUAUAGUUCACAGUAUGCCACGAAGAUCACAAAUGCUGAAGAAUAAGAGCUCUGCUUUGCUUUGGCAGUUACUGUCAGGCCAGUUUCUAUGUAUUUGGAUCCUCUGCUAUCGAUAUAUACAUAUACUAUAGGGUUUUAGAGGUUUUGGAUUCAAAUAUUGUCCUUCCAAACUUCUCAGAAAGGUGAAGCUCAAAACUACACAUUAAUUUCUACUUGAGUUACUUAUUGUCAUGUGCUGACAUCAUAGAGAGACCUGACUUGGUUUCCACUUCAGAUCUAGAGUUGACGUCUUGCCCUCUUGUUCUCAGGUGUUUCUAAUUUUUUUCUUCUUCUUUGUAUUCUUUCAUUAGAGAAAUCUCAUGUUUUGGUGUAUUUAUUGACGUUGCUGUAUUUCUUGAACAGUCUGAAGAUUUGUAAAAUGUUACAAACAGUUCUUUAAGGAUAAUAAAAACAAUCUAAAUAUA